GCCGAAACUCCCCCUCCCCCUUCCCACCUCUCCGUUCCAGACGCGGCUCCUCUGAAAACUCCAUUACCUUCUCUGCCGAGCGUUUCCCUCCCAAAGUGCCUUCUGGGGCGGGCCUUCCCCUCCUGCAAGGCAUUCUGGGGCGUUCCUCCACUUACUUCGCUCGCCGCCUUUCUCCCUCGCUCACCACCUUGCUCCCAGACACCGCAGCACCAGCCAGCCAGCCAGCCAGGGAGGCAGAGCAGUGGACAGGCUUCCACCAUCUCAGCUGAUUCUUCAGAAAGGCCUGCCCAGCCAGCCGGACAAAGCCAGACUCCAAAUCACACAAAAAUGGCUGCAGCUAAAAAAGCUAAAACAGACAGUGGAAGAUCAUUCCAAGACGCCUGGACAGAGUUAUUUGGAGUGAUUGAACGCGGCGGGAAAGCAUUCUGCGUCCUGUGUAACGAAAGCGUUGUCUGUCGCACAUCAAGCGUCAGACGCCACUUUGACACCAACCAUGAAAACGUUGCCAAACUUGGUGAAGCUGAACGAAAAGAGUUUCUUGAAGGGAAAUUGAGGAACUAUCAUUCCCAGCAUCUCAGUUUUUCCAGCUACCUUUCCAGAACAAAUCAUCUGACAGCUGCCAGUUUUCAAAUUUCACUGUGCCUAGCAAAACACGGCAAGCCCCUCUCUGAUGGGGAGAUUAUCAAAACGGCCAUGUUGUCUGGGAGUAAUUCCCUUUUUCAUGAUUUCCCAAACAAGGACAAAAUUCUGAAACGCUUUUCUGAGAUGGCAAUUAGCAGAAAUACUGUGAAAGAUCGAGUCCAGCGCAUGGCAAGUGAUGUUAGUCAGCAGCUCACCACUGACUUGCAAAAGGCAGCCUGUUACUCCAUGUGCGUGGAUGAAAGCACAGAUGUGACUGAUCAUGCCAGGCUAGCAGUAAUUCUGCGUUAUGCUGCUGGUGACAUCAUGAGAGAAGAGCUGGUGAAACUGGUGUCUUUGCCCAAAAGAACACAAGGGAUAGAUAUCCACAAUGCUGUGAUGGAGGCUUUUGUGUCACACAAUAUCAGACCAGAAAAAGUGGUUUCAAUCACUAGUGAUGGGGCACCUUCCAUGGUGGGGGCAACAUCUGGCUUCAUACAGUUCUUUGUGAAAGAAAUAAAACAUCCAGUUAUCCAGUUCCACUGCAUUAUACACCAGGAAGCUCUUUGUGCCAGGGACAGCAGCAAAACAUUUGACGAUGUCCUCAAAGACGUCACAAAAAUGGUCAGUUUCAUCAUGGCUCGUAGUUUCCGAAUUCUCGACAGUUUCAGACACUUCUUGAGGAGGUUCAGGCACAAUACAAUUGUUUACUAA
Molecule: messenger RNA, 1332 nt
Organism: Sphaerodactylus townsendi
Lineage: Eukaryota; Metazoa; Chordata; Lepidosauria; Squamata; Sphaerodactylidae
Product: protein ZBED8-like
Exons: 2
Coding region: 328-1332 (334 amino acids)
Source: RefSeq, a predicted model, not a curated record